GGGGCCGCGCUCUCCCCGCAGCCGCCGCCGCAGCCGCCGCCUGGGCCGCUCCGUGUCCCCGGUGGAGCCGCCGCCGCCGCCGCCGGGAGCUCGAUGCGGACGGAGCCCGGGCCGGGCCAUGGGGAUCCUCAGCAUCACGGACCAGCCGCCCCUGGUCCAGGCCAUCUUUAGCCGAGAUGUGGAGGAAGUGCGUUCCCUACUCUCGCAGAAGGAGAACAUCAAUGUGCUGGACCAAGAGAGGCGAACUCCAUUGCAUGCUGCUGCCUACGUAGGCGAUGUCCCCAUCCUCCAGUUGCUACUGAUGUCAGGUGCUAAUGUCAACGCUAAGGACACACUGUGGCUGACCCCUCUUCAUCGUGCUGCUGCCUCCCGAAACGAGAAGGUGCUGGGGCUGCUGCUGGCACAUUCAGCAGAUGUGAAUGCCCGGGACAAGCUGUGGCAGACACCGCUGCAUGUGGCUGCUGCCAACCGGGCCACCAAGUGUGCUGAGGCUCUGGCACCCCUGUUGAGCAGCCUCAACGUGGCUGACAGGAGUGGACGCAGUGCUUUGCACCAUGCAGUGCAUAGUGGGCAUCUUGAGACAGUGAACCUGCUUCUCAACAAGGGAGCCAGCCUGAAUGUCUGUGACAAAAAGGAGCGGCAGCCUCUGCACUGGGCAGCCUUCCUAGGGCACUUGGAGGUCCUGAAACUGCUGGUGGCACGGGGAGCAGACCUCGGCUGCAAGGACCGCAAGGGCUAUGGGCUGCUCCAUACAGCUGCUGCCAGUGGCCAGAUUGAAGUGGUGAAAUACCUGCUUCGGAUGGGAGCGGAGAUCGAUGAGCCCAACGCUUUUGGAAACACAGCUUUGCACAUCGCCUGCUACCUGGGCCAGGAUGCUGUGGCUAUUGAGCUGGUGAAUGCCGGAGCCAAUGUCAACCAGCCAAAUGACAAGGGUUUCACGCCGCUGCAUGUGGCUGCAGUCUCCACCAAUGGCGCGCUCUGCUUGGAGCUGUUGGUUAAUAACGGGGCUGAUGUCAACUACCAGAGCAAAGAAGGGAAAAGUCCUCUGCACAUGGCUGCAAUCCAUGGCCGUUUCACACGCUCCCAGAUCCUCAUCCAGAAUGGCAGUGAGAUUGAUUGUGCCGACAAAUUUGGGAACACGCCACUGCAUGUGGCUGCUCGCUACGGACACGAGCUGCUCAUCAGCACCCUCAUGACCAAUGGCGCAGAUACUGCCCGGCGUGGUAUCCAUGACAUGUUCCCCCUGCACUUAGCUGUUCUCUUUGGAUUCUCUGACUGUUGUCGUAAGCUUCUUUCCUCAGGUCAGCUGUACAGCAUUGUGUCUUCACUCAGCAACGAGCAUGUCCUUUCAGCUGGGUUUGACAUCAAUACACCUGAUAACCUUGGCCGUACCUGUCUUCAUGCUGCUGCUUCUGGAGGGAAUGUUGAAUGUCUUAAUUUGCUGUUGAGCAGUGGAGCUGACUUGAGGAGGAGAGACAAAUUUGGCAGGACCCCACUGCACUAUGCAGCUGCUAACGGUAGCUACCAGUGUGCAGUAACACUGGUGACUGCUGGGGCAGAUGUCAACGAGGCCGACUGUAAAGGCUGCUCUCCCCUUCACUAUGCUGCUGCUUCUGACACUUACAGGAGAGCGGAACCCCACACACCUUCCAGCCAUGAUGCCGAAGAGGACGAGCCACUGAAGGAGUCCCGCAGGAAGGAGGCCUUCUUGUGAGUAGCAGAGAGGGCCCCUGGGAUGUGCUUUCCCACCCAUGCAAGCUCUGGCCCUACUGUCCUCCUACUUACUCUGAACCUCCACCCUAUACUGCUGCUGUCCUGCUGGUCAGCCAGCAAUGUGCCUUGAGCUCUCUGGGUUUAGUCCAGAGUGGGCAAAGACAAAAGUAUGAGAUUGAAGCUCAGGAGUUUCAGGAAAAAAAAACCCCAAAAGUGUGAGACAUAGUUCUUUCCCUAAAGGAAUGAUAGUCUUCUUGAGAGGAUCAGAGAAGCUAAAUGUAAAAAAUCAUUUGUUUAUUCCACAAGCAUUAAUUGAAUAUUUACUUAUUAGGUUCCAAAUACUGUGCUAGAUACUAAGGAUAAAAGAUGAGGCCGGGCAGGGCGCGGUGGCUCACGCCUGUAAUCCCAGCACUUUGGGAGGCCAAGGUGGGCAGAUCAUGAGGUCAGGAGU
Molecule: messenger RNA, 2164 nt
Organism: Sapajus apella (tufted capuchin)
Lineage: Eukaryota; Metazoa; Chordata; Mammalia; Primates; Cebidae
Product: serine/threonine-protein phosphatase 6 regulatory ankyrin repeat subunit C
Exons: 15
Coding region: 119-1714 (531 amino acids)
Molecular function (GO): protein binding
Source: RefSeq, a predicted model, not a curated record